Molecule: messenger RNA, 1734 nt
Organism: Neltuma alba
Lineage: Eukaryota; Viridiplantae; Streptophyta; Magnoliopsida; Fabales; Fabaceae
Exons: 6
Coding region: 16-1167 (383 amino acids)
Source: RefSeq, a predicted model, not a curated record
UGGUGGUUGUUUUUCAUGGCAACCCUUACCUCCUUCCUCUCGGCUUCUCUUCCUCGUCUUCCUCAUAUCCCGUCACGUGCCCGAUCUAGCUCCUCUCUGCUCUUCUGCAUUUCUCCUUUGAGCUCUAACUUGAACCCUAGAAAAUUUCGGACCCCGUUUGUUGUUGUUGCUUCGUCGGCCCAAUCUUUCGGUGAUUCCAGCUCCGAAAGGCUGAGACCCAAAUCUUCAAAGAAAUCUGUUCUCUUAGAGCUGAUACAUGAGAUAGAACCUCUGGAUGUAAGCCAUAUCCAGAAAGAUGUACCACCAACUACAGUGGAUGCCAUGAAAAGGACUAUAUCUAGCAUGUUGGGUUUGCUUCCAUCUGAUCAAUUUCAAGUUGUCAUUGAAGCCUUGUGGGAACCCCUUUCCAGAUUAUUAAUUUCUUCAAUAAUCACGGGGUAUACAUUGCGGAAUGCCGAAUAUAGAUUUUGUCUUGAGAAGAACCUUGAUAUGCAUGAAAGAGAUUUAGAAAACCCGAAGGCAGAAAGUACUGAGCUCAAUGCACAUGGGUUGAUAUUUGACAGGUUAGAUGUAAUUGGCUUAUGCAGAAGAAAUGAUUUGUCUCCUGAAGUUGAUAAGUUGGAUGAAGAGACAGUUGGGAAUGUUGGAUUUCAAAACUUUGGUGAAAUGUCCACUGAAGUUCAACAGUAUAUUUAUGAUUUGCAAUCUCGUUUGUCUUCCAUCAAAAAGGAACUUAGCGAAGUGAAGAGGAAGAAUGCUGCUCUUCAGAUGCAACAGUUUGUUGGGGAAGAAAAAAAUGAUCUACUGGAUUACUUGAGAUCUCUUCAACCUGAACAGGUAGCUGAGCUAUCAGAAUCUACAUCCUCUGAACUUAAGAAUACCAUCCACUCUGUUGUCCACGGUCUUCUUGCUACUCUUUCACCGAAGAUGCAUUCAAAAGCUUCUACAAUGUCCGAGAACACAACUUCUGGAACUGCAAAUGGUGGGAUUGAGGAUUGUACUGAAUUUGUUGAGAAUGCUUCACUACAAUUUCAGCCUGUUAUUUCAUUAACUCGGGACUAUCUGGCCCGUCUGCUCUUUUGGUGCAUGCUGUUGGGACACUAUCUUAGAGGCCUUGAGUACAGGAUGGAGUUGAUGGAACUGCUCUCCCUGAGUGAUGAUAGCUGAGAAUGAUUGACCGGGAAGUGAGUUAAUUGCUUGAAUCCUGAUCUAGUUUCGUUGGUGCCUUCUGUAUAUAGACAUGUUGAGGUUCUCUGCGACCUAUCUUUUCAACAUCAAGAGGUUAGAGCAUGGAAGCAAGUGCCGUGUUGUUUCUGCUUGGAGCUAGAAUAAUCCUAUCUUAUUUUUUCUGCUAAAUUGCCACUUCAUGCAUCUGCUCUUGUUGCUGGACCGUUGGGGAAACGAAGCGGAAUUAUUGUCGCCAGGUUGAAUACAUCAUGGAUUUUGGAAAUUCUGAGACUGCGACAGACCGAGGUACAGGAUGUAGACGUGAUGUCUUAACAUCAAACUGUCAUUUAUGAUCUUGAUCCAGUAAUAAAGGUUUAAUAAAAUUAUGAAUAAAUUUCUAGUUUUGUGAAUCCUUUUUAAUUUUAGCUGUGUUGAAACUUUCUGCAAUUAUUUUAAUAUUCACAUCUGUAAAGAUACUCCAAUUAAUUCUAUUUUAUGCUCUUCUUCUGUACACUUUGUUAUUUGGAAUUUACUUAACCUGAAGAAUUAAAGCUACAGUAGAUGUUA